AUGUACCAGCACCGAGGCUCCAAGCACAUGGACGCCGGGGAGCUGGGGUCCCACGACCAAGAGGAGGAGAUUCCCCCCGAGGAGGUGUCCGGAGAGGAGUUCCUGGACACCCGGGGCCCGGGAGAGGCGCUGCCCGGGCUGGAGAAGGAUGAGGAGGCUGUGUCCGAGAUGAGCCGGCUGUCGGUGUCCCAGAGGCUCCCGGGCGCGGCCGCCAUGCGAGGCAGGAAGAAGAGAAGGCGGCUCCUGGAGCUGGCGAAACCCAAGACCAACUGGCAAGUGCAGAGGGAGGCGAGAAGCCAGGGGGCGCCGGCGGGCGGUGCGGGCGGUGCGGGCGGGCGGGCGCUGGAGCCAAGGCGCCGGCCUGUCUCACCCAGCACGGCCCGCCGCUGCCAGGGCUUUGCCUGGAUCUCCCCGCGCUUGUGGAGCCUGCAGGUCUGUGUCUACUGGCCAUCCACGUACUGGACGGAGAGGUUUCUCGAGGACACCACCCUCACCGUCACCGUGCCCGUGGUGUCCCGCCGGGUGGAGGAGCUGGCCCGACCGAAGAGGUUCUACUCGGAGUAUUACAACAGCAGCAGGACCACCCCCAUCUGGCCCAUUUCCAAGGCCACCCUGGAGUGCCAGCCGUCCAGCCGCCUGCGGGAGCUGGCCACCCCGAAGGUCCGGAACAACAUCUGGAGCCUCAACAUGUCCGAGGUGUCCCAGGUGUCCCGGGCUGCCCAGAUGGCCAUCCCCAGUUCCAGGAUCCUCCAGCUGGCUAAGCCCAGGGCUCCAGCCACCCUGCUGGGAGAGUGGGACCCCGUGCUGAAGCCCAAGCCCCACGUGUCAGACUACAACCGCCUCCUCCACUUGGCCACGCCCAAGGCCCAGUCGGACCAGUGUGUUCCUGACCGAGACCCACGCUGGGAGGUGCUGGAGGUCACCAAGAGGGCAGUGGCCAGUCCUCGCAUCGUCUCCCUGGCGAAGCCCAAGGUGCGCAGGGACCUCAACGAGGGCUACGACCCCUACCGCAUCUCCCCGGCCUCCCUGGUGGCCCAGGCGUCCCCUCGCCUCUACGAGCUUGCCACCCCCAAGGGCAUCACCAAAAAAGUGUGAGUGACCCAGGCCCGGCCUCUGAGGCCCGUUCCCAGUAAACACCAAGUGCAUCUGAACCCUGUGUGUGGCUGCUCCGAGUGCUCCAGCCUGGAGGGAGGCGGGCAGGACCUCGAGAGGAGGGAUAAUAAUAAUAUUUAUGUUGGUACCCAACCUGCGGUCUGUCCAGCCCUUUUAUUUUCCAAGUCACUUUCACCUGCCGCCUCAGGUUCUCUGAGGUCGGACUUCGGCCUUGUCCACGUCAGAGCCGCCCUCGGAACCUCUCACAUCCAGCUGCGUUCUGGGGUCCACACACACCGCAGACUCGGAGAAAACAAGCUGAUGCUGACUGCACGGCUCGUUGAUCUUUAUGGCGACCCAACGAUGGGGCUAUAAUUGUCCCCAUUCAUGAGAUGGAAACUGAGGCUCAGAGAGGCUGGGAAGGACC
Messenger RNA from Equus quagga, 1519 nucleotides. It is a transcript of the gene SPMAP2, whose product is annotated as theg spermatid protein. The coding region runs from base 1 to 1095 and encodes 364 amino acids. Gene Ontology annotation, biological process: spermatogenesis. Lineage: Eukaryota; Metazoa; Chordata; Mammalia; Perissodactyla; Equidae. The record is from RefSeq and is a predicted model, not a curated record. The transcript has 8 exons.